UCACGUAUGGUGUUUUUCUGCAUGUUCAGGGUUUAGUUUCUUCACUCUUUUCGCUAUUUGAUCUUAAUUAAUUAUUAUUACGGGGUAAUAAUAAUAAUAAUUCUUUCUAGCUUGUACGUUCUAGUUGAGAGUUGAGUAUGGGGGUUUCUGAUCGUUUUGUUGGGGGGUUUCUUUUGGUGGUUUUGUGUGUCAAUGUGCUUGCAGCUUCUGCUGAUAAUGGUGGUGAUGAGAAGUUUUUUCAUCGAGGGAUCCCUUUUAAGAAAAGGUUUUUUGGGAAGGGGAUUGUGCCUGGGAAUGGAGGUCUUGGUGGGGGUGGUGGUUUUGGAGGCGGUGCGGGUGGAGGUAUAGGAGGAGAUGGCGGCGGUGGGUUAGGUGGAGGAGGUGGUUUUGGUGGCGGUGCUGGAGGUGGUGGUGGUCUUGGAGGUGGGGGCGGUUUAGGCGGUGGUGCUGGUGGAGGUUUAGGAGGUGGAGCUGGUGGGGGUGGCGGUUUAGGAGGUGGAGCUGGUGGUGGUGGCGGUUUAGGAGGUGGAGGAGGCAUUGGAGGAGGAGCUGGUGCUGGUGGUGGUGCCGGCGGAGGCUUCGGUAAAGGAGGAGGCAUUGGAGGUGGAGUUGGUGGCGGUGCCGGAGGUGGAGGUGGAGUUGGAGGAGGCGCUGGUGGUGGUGCCGGUGGCGGUGGAGGCUUCGGUAAAGGAGGAGGCAUUGGGGGUGGAGUUGGUGGUGGAGCAGGUGGCGGCGCCGGUGGUGGGGGUGGAGUUGGAGGAGGUGCUGGUGGUGGUGCCGGUGCUGGUGGAGGCUUUGGUAAAGGCGGAGGCGUUGGUGGUGGAGCAGGAGGUGGCGCCGGAGGAGGUGCCGGUGGAGGCUUUGGUAAAGGAGGAGGCGUUGGUGGUGGAGCGGGAGGUGGUGCCGGUGGAGGCUUCGGCGGCGGAGCAGGCGGCGGUGGUGGACUAGGCGGCGGAGGCGGAGGUGGAGCUGGCGGUGGAUUCGGUGGCGGUGCAGGCGGGGGCGCUGGUGGUGGCUUCGGAGGUGGUGCAGGUGGAGGUGGCGGUUUUGGCGGUGGUGGUGGCGGAGGCUUUGGAGGAGGUGGAGGCUUCGGUGGCGGUCGAUAA
Molecule: messenger RNA, 1106 nt
Organism: Ipomoea nil (Japanese morning glory)
Lineage: Eukaryota; Viridiplantae; Streptophyta; Magnoliopsida; Solanales; Convolvulaceae
Product: glycine-rich cell wall structural protein-like
Exons: 5
Coding region: 138-1106 (322 amino acids)
Source: RefSeq, a predicted model, not a curated record